Messenger RNA from Geodia barretti, 1029 nucleotides. NCBI's taxonomy places the organism in Eukaryota, Metazoa, Porifera, Demospongiae, Tetractinellida, Geodiidae. The record is from the annotation of a GenBank genome assembly.
AUGUGCUCACCUCCUUGGUUCUAUGACAACUAUUCCACAUGUCUUCAGUACCUGACAGAGAGUGUGCUGGUGGGGAAGAGAGUUAGCGCCUUGUCUGUUGGUCUAGCCUGUCUCACCUCCUGUGCCGAUCUCGCUCCCUCCCUUCUGCCUUCUCUCUCCCCCUACCUUCCCUUCACUGUCCACCCAGACCCCAAGCUCAAGAGUCGGUCUGCUAAGCUGCUGGCUGUGCUGCUGAGAGCACUUCUUAGGGAGAGUCGCGGGGAGGCAUCUUCACCGCUGGUAUCCGAGGCUGCCGCAGCACUGCACAGUGUCCUAACUGACAGUUCUCCAGUCGUACUAAAGGCCGUUUGCGAGAGUCUGCGUAUAUGUCUCCCUUCUCUGGCUGCUUCCUCCCAACCCAAGCUUGCUGUGGAGUUGGUGGAGCCUCUGUUAGCUGCUGCUUCUUCCUCGUCCUACUGGCUUGCCAAAGUGGAGCUGCUCCGCACGCUGGCCUGUCUUCCUCUCACAGCUCUGGCACUCUCCCUCCCCUCUCUCCCACACUCCCUCCUCUCCCUCUGUGUGUUUCCACUCCUGGGAGACACAGAUCACAGAGUCAGAACUGCAGCUGCUGAGGCUGUUUCUCUCUUAGUUCCCAGCUUGCAGCUGACCUCUGACCAAGUCCUUGCCCACGCUCAUUGGGAGGUGUCCCGCGAGUUCCCUCCGCUACACAGCUCCACACCACAGCUGUCCCUUGCCUCUGUUGGCAUGCACAGCUGCAAGAUCACUCCACCCAACCCCUCUGGGUUUGCAGCACUUCCUCUUGGUUCUUGCAUGCCUCAGGCCUGGGGCUGUGACUGCCACAUUCCCUCUCUCCUACCCACGACUCUUUCUCUGCUUACAGCAUCCCAGCUGGCCUGGACUGUCCAGGGGCAGCAGCAACUGCUUGAUGUUAGCUCCUCUCUCUUCCUCUCCUGCUCGCUGUCAGCUAUGGAUCGACUGGUUCAGAGUGGCCAGCCCCCGUCCUCCUCUCUCCUGGGCAGCAUUAGGUGA